This is a messenger RNA of Nicrophorus vespilloides, 831 nucleotides long. RefSeq names its product PRA1 family protein 3. Gene Ontology annotation, cellular component: membrane. The record is from RefSeq and is a predicted model, not a curated record. The transcript has 5 exons. Bases 200 to 781 code for a protein of 193 amino acids. Lineage: Eukaryota; Metazoa; Arthropoda; Insecta; Coleoptera; Silphidae.
CAGAAUCCAGAGUGAUCCAGAGAGUUGGCAAAAUGUCAUAUUGUAGUGAUUGCAGGUCAGAACUACUGCUGAGUGUAUAGCCCUAAGUAAGUGACUAAAAAGUACAAACGAGGUUCAAUAAGACAAUUAGUUGUGAUCAUCAAUGAACUCACAUCAAUUUACAAAGCAAAAGUGACUAAAGCAUUAAUUUAUUACAACCAUGCAAUCAGACGCUCUAAGCUUUGCUCCUCUGAGGCCACUGGAUGACUUUCUUUUGGAUUCAGCUAGAUUCCAAUUGCCAGAUGUUAAUGAUAUAGAAAAAUGGGGCAAAAGGGUCUCCAAUAAUUUGCUCUAUUAUCAAUCAAACUACUUUUUGAUGUCAAUUCUAAUUAUAAUUAUUUUCACAGCCAUACAUCCAACCAAAAUGAUCACAGGCUCAUUCUUAUUAUUUGCCUCAUUCUUCAUAAUAUACUAUAUGUCCAGGGAUGUAAAACUUGGUGGUAACUUAUUCAGGAAGAAUCCAAUGAUAAUAUCAUUGGUUAUCUUCUCACUAGGAUACUUUUUACUGAGCAAGAUGUUAGGGUCUUUGUUGGUAUUCUUGCUAGGCAUUCUGAUUCCAAUUUGCUUGUCCUUCAUCCACGCCUCGUUACGCAUGAGAAACAUCAAGAACAAGAUUGUCAAUAAAACCGUCGCCUUUAAGAACUCUCAAACGCCGAUGGGAAUCUUUCUCAGGGAUAUGGGAAUUGAGUUCUUGUUUUCAGCUUUCAAAGAGCAAAGUCAGGUGAAGCAUUCCAAGGAUUAAAGGGAUUAUUAUAUUUUUUUGUUUCAAUUUAAAUACAUAUAUUUUAUUUU